Molecule: messenger RNA, 1958 nt
Organism: Cornus florida
Lineage: Eukaryota; Viridiplantae; Streptophyta; Magnoliopsida; Cornales; Cornaceae
Exons: 3
Coding region: 326-1891 (521 amino acids)
Source: RefSeq, a predicted model, not a curated record
AUUUCAUUUGUCACAUAGUAGUAGGAGUAAUUACUUGACCACAGUUUGCAGGAGUAAUUGACUUGUUUAUCACCACCACAAUGUCUCGAAAUCAUAAACCUCAGAUUUGAAUCCGGAAGUCUCCUCAUUCCUUCUUCCCCUCUCUCUACUAGUAUUAAUAUCCCAUUUUCCCAUCUCAAGCUUCCCCUUUUGAGUCCACUUUGAUUUGAUCAGUUGAAACCUCUUCAACUCUUUCAUGCUUCAAUACUACUCUAAACCCAUUCCAAAAUUUCAACCUUCAAUCUCUAGCUCUUCAUCUUCUUUCUUCUAACUGAUAAACCUUGUGAUGAUGGCUCAUAAGAAUCUCCACGACCUACUACAAGAAGAUCAAGAACCAUUCCUUCUAAAAGACUACAUUGCCGACAGACGUUGUCAGAUCAACACACCCAUUCCCAAAACCACAUUACAACUCAAGAAACGCAAAUCCAUUGUUGAGACCUCAAACUCCAGGGGUAAUAUUCUCUGCAAACAAGCAUGUUUUCUCUCUAAUUUCCUAGACUCGCCGUCGCCGGACGUUAGAAAAUCACCCUUUCUUGAUUUCCCAUCGCCGGCAAAAAGCCCUUAUAGGACCCCAAAUACUGUAAUCCUUCACGUCCCUUCCAGAACUGCUGCUUUGCUUCUUGAAGCUGCAAUGAGGAUUCAGAAACAAUCAUCGUCUCCGAAACCCAAAACCCAGAUUAAGAAUUUGGGGUUUGGAUUGCUGGGGUCGAUUCUGAAGAGAUUGAGUAGUCGGAAUCGUACCCGGAAGCGAGAAAUCGGUGGGGGUUGGGGUGGGGGUGGGGCUAGCGUUUCUAUGUCUGGUGGCCGUAGAAAAUCCACCGGAAAGAGCGAGAAAAUGCAGGAAAGUGUGGUGGAUGUGAAUGAGAAAAGUGCUUCCGAGAUGGGGCGUUCUUGUUAUUGUAAUCAUAGUAGGCGUAAUAGUACUGUUUGGUCUGAGAGCAAUGAAGAGAAGUCUCUGGAUUUGGAGAGUUCUAGUAGUUGCAGAUCAGAGGACUCUGAAGAGUUGGAGUUUGUAUGUCAAGACAGAGCAAAUGCAGAUUUUGAUUCUUGUGAAAAGCGCUUCUGUUCAACCCCUUUCCUAUUUUCUCUUCAGAAAAGCCCCUCUUCCGGUCACCGGACGCCGGAUUUCUGCUCGCCGGCCACAUCUCCGAGUCGCCACAAGAUAGAGGAUAAAGAGAAAUAUGAAGCCCAAAUGAUGCAAAAAUCCCAAGAACAUGUAGAAGAAGAAGAGAAGGAACAGUGCAGUCCAGUAUCGGUAUUGGACCCUCCAUUUGAAGACGAUAACAAGGAGCAUGAAGGUGGGGAUGAGGAAGACGGCUACGAUCUCGAAUGCAGCUAUGCAGUUAUACAAAGGGCUAAGCAGCACCUAUUACACAAGCUUCGCAGAUUCGAGAAACUGGCAGGAUUAGAUCCUAUCGAGCUGGAGAAAAAAAUGUUAGAAGAGCAAGAUGAUGAGGUUGAAGAGGAGUGGGAAGAUGAUGAUGAGGCUGAGGCACUCUCAUUAUGCAGAGAAGAAAAUGUUAAUGGGCUUCUCAGAGAAGUUCUUGGCAAAUCGAGUCACCAUCAUAGUAAACUCUCGGCAGACAUGAAUAGACUGGUGUUGGACCUCAUUGCUGAGGAAGAGAGGGAACAGGAUGAUAGCGAAGUGGUGGUGAAAAAGGUGUGUAAAAGGUUGGAUUCAUGGAAAGAGGUGGAAUCUAACACCAUUGACAUGAUGGUGGAAUUGGAUUUCAGAAGAGAGGUUGAUGGGUGGAAGAAAAAUCAGGAGGAGGUGCGAGAGACGGCAAUGGAGAUCGAACUUGCUAUACUUGGAUUACUAAUGGAGGAAUUGUCAGUGGAACUAGUCUGCUAACUGGAUUUUGGAGGGAAACUUUUUGUAAAGUCUCUGUUCAAUCUAAAUGAAUUUUGUUUAAAUUUUA